AUGGAGGUGAUUGACCUGACUUCAACUAUGUCGGACAAGACAUCAUCGUUCCCUUUCCUUCAACUUCCUAUUGAACUGCGUGACCAGAUCUACGCACUUGCCGUCGAGCCAAAGGCGCCCUUCACACAUAUCGACAAAGAUGAGCUAGACGAGGCGUGUCCUCAGAUGCGUUACCCAUACCUAGACGAAUAUGCGGUCAAUAAGAAUGAUGAGAGGGUGUGGGGUCACAGAGACGAGUAUAGCUGGUGCGCUGUCGGUCUUGGGAAUACCGCCAGUUUUCCGCAUACAACCCGCGACAUAGCGACUGAUGUACUUGGAUACCGACUGUCAACAUUCACACCCCUUCUGCUGGUAUCAACCGCAGUGUCCUGCGAGGUCAAGCAAGUUGUUCGUCGCCUUACUCCUCGUCUGCACCUGUUGAUCAGGCAGUCAAUCAGAGGCGAGGUGAUUGAACAGCCUGUGCAUUCGAGAAUGGUCGAGCUGUGGAGCAACAGCAGGCUCGAAUUAAGUUCGAACGCCAUAAGCUCCAUGUCUUUUCUGAGGAGGCUCCCGGAUGCUAUACGUGCCCAUACGCAUUCCCUGGUGAUUGGGCGCAAUAAUUUGUACCUCCAUGUCGAGACAUGUGCCCCAGCCUGGCGAGGUUGUCCCGGCGACUUCAGCGGCAAAUGGACGCCGUUUUCCCUUCUGCUUCAUCACGGACUUCCAGCCCUACACGAAGUCGCGCUAUAUGUGCCGCCCGACCACUCAUACACCUCUUACUGCUACGCAUGGCGUGAGAUGAGCCAAAUGCUCGCGGACGGCAGGAUCGACGUUCUUCGCCUUCUCUACACAGUGAAGGGCAGGCGACGCGAUGUCUUCGAGUGGAAGGCAUACAAAGACGUACAAUUUUCACUCGAGAGACAUGACCCACUAUCCAGGAGGUAUAACCUCAGAAUGAGUAUGGGCAAGUCAGAAGCAGGGCAGUCGGCGAUGGAGCAACGAGGACAGGCGGGGAGAUUUGAUGCAACGCUCGAGAACAACAUGCAACCCAGCGAGUGGGCAUCUGCCAUGGAAGUGAGGAGGGUGCUGGCGUUGCGCAGACGAUCUGUAGUCUGUAUCGAGUAG
Anthostomella pinea is the source of this 1104-nucleotide messenger RNA. Lineage: Eukaryota; Fungi; Ascomycota; Sordariomycetes; Xylariales; Xylariaceae. The record is from the annotation of a GenBank genome assembly.